This is a messenger RNA of Trametes versicolor FP-101664 SS1, 903 nucleotides long. RefSeq lists its product as uncharacterized. The transcript has 4 exons. The record is from RefSeq and is a predicted model, not a curated record. The coding region runs from base 1 to 903 and encodes 300 amino acids. NCBI's taxonomy places the organism in Eukaryota, Fungi, Basidiomycota, Agaricomycetes, Polyporales, Polyporaceae.
AUGGGGAAGCAAGAUGAGGACCUCCGGGACCCCGAGAAGGAGUGGCUCGAAGUGCAGUUCAAGCGUGCUGACGUGCAGGCUAAGCUGGCCGGCGAAUCCAACAGCAUUCUGAAGGAUGUGACACGCCUUAUAUAUCCUGACUACCUAACUGUAUUUUCAGGUCCUCUGGAGGCGGAAACGGAGGCAGCGUUCAAGCGACGGCUGAAGAAUGCUAAGAAGGAGAAAAAGGGGAGCAUGUUCCGUCGGCCGGCGGAGGAGCUCGACGAAGUUGAAGAACGCAAGUCCAAACGGUUCAACGUUCUGAAGGAGUGGUUCAAAAGGCGACGUCGUAGAGAGAAGGAAAAUGGCAAGGAAAGCGCUCCUCUGCCUCCCGUGCCGCCGCUUACUCCACAGCGUCGCGGACGACGCAAGGGAGGGUUGGAUAUGUACAUUGCAAGCCCUGCCGGGAAGAAGCUCCGUGCCACGACAUCCAGCGACUGGGCCGGGCCAGGAAAGCACCGUCAGAAGCUCGCGCAAGCGUUUCACGAUCUGCACCCGGACAGUCAAGCCGAUUUCGAUGGACAGGCUCGUGCGAAGAACGCCGAACUUCUCGCCGAGGAACUCGAUGAAGCAGGAAGUUCGGAAGAAAUACUGAGAGUGUUGAAGGUACCUGGCGUGCGGGAUUGGUUCCAAGGUAUCAUGGAACAUCUCCGCGAAGAGGUGGAAUGGAUAGGUGGAGUUCUUGUGGGCGGACCCGACGAGAACGGGGAGAUCAAGUUGGUGAAUGCCUCUAAUGGGCGUGAUGCGAAAGACCGCGACUACUUUGGCGCCCUCGCAGAGGAGAUAGGGUGGAAUCGCAAGGUUCUCAUGACGUGGAGCCUUAGCUGGUUCCAACGUGCAUUCACAGGUAUGUACGAUAGCUAG